UUUUAAUUUCAUUUUUUAGUGCUGUCUGUCCAUACUUGGCAUUGGAGACAUGUCGACAGUGGCGUUUGAGUAACAAAACUGUAAACCUGAUGAGGAAUGGAAAGAUGCCUACUGUCUCAAUUGAGCAGGCCCAGAAUAAUUACACCAAGGCUGUAAAAGCGGGUCUUCUUAAAAUCCUUUCCAAAAUGGGGAUCUCAUUGCUUUCAAGUUACUGCGGUGCACAGAUUUUUGAAAUCUAUGGAUUAGGAAAGGAAGUUGUCGAUCUUGCAUUCAAAGGAAGUAUGUCAAAAAUUGGGGGAUUAAAUGGCACUUCUUCAUUCUGGAAAUGAAGAUAUGUAGGCAGAUAGCUAUUGAAGAUACAAAAGCUAACUUUGCUCCGUUGAAAGGCUUUACAUUCUAUAUUCUGUGAAAAGCAUGGUUUCCUCAAGAUUUAUGUUUAACGCAAUGCCAUAUACUAACAUCAUUAGGCACCCUUUUAAGAGUUACAGUGGAAAAAUAAAUAAAUUGCUCGAGUGGUUUUCAGCUUUGUCAUCGAAGUUCCUCUGCUACAUAAUUACAUAAUUUUUGUAUUGUGGCACUAUUUCUAUCCAAUAUACACUGCCUAGUUUCAUAACAAUUAGGUAAAUCCUAUGCCACAAUUAUGUGAUAUCUAUGUACUUAUGCCAUAGCUCGUGGUUGCCAUAACCGUUGGGCUUUAAAGAUGGAGAAGACAAGAACACAGAACCGAGGAGAAGAGAACAGAGUGAGCACUGUGGCCUUCAAAUUUGGGGAUUAGGGUUUUAACUUCAACUGAGGGACCAAAUUGAUGCGGGAGAGUUUACUCUGCCACAUCAGCUAGCCGGUGUAAAGCCCACGUGUCACGAAGGCUGCCAGCUCAGCUUUCCGGUUGCGUCAGGUGUCCAGAAAUUGCCGGAAGGACAACUUUGAGUCCCGGAGUGCAAGUUCGGGGAUGACUUUGAGGAACUUUUAAGUUCAGGGACUACUAUGAGGCUCGGGUGCAACUUUAAGGACUACAUUGAGACUUAUCUCUUAAAUUUGACACAAACAAUUUGCAUAUAGCAUU
Messenger RNA from Arachis ipaensis, 1063 nucleotides. The record is from RefSeq and is a predicted model, not a curated record. Lineage: Eukaryota; Viridiplantae; Streptophyta; Magnoliopsida; Fabales; Fabaceae.